AUGGUCCCGAUAGUCUUCAACUCUGAAACUAUUUCAGGGAUUACUGGGUCUAUCUCAAUAGCAUGCUGGGUUAUAGUGUUUGUGCCGCAGAUAUACGAGAACUUCCGCAGGAAGUCUGCAGAGGGGUUAUCGCUUCUGUUUGUGGUCCUAUGGUUGGCAGGUGAUAUUUUUAACCUACUAGGUGCGAUUUUACAGCAUUUGUUGCCGACGAUGAUUGUGCUGGCGGCCUAUUACACUGUUGCGGAUAUCGUUCUUUGGUUCCAGUGUGUGUUUUACGGACAGGAUAGCGAAGUGGAUCCUGUGCACCUUUCUCCUGCAAAUCCAAUCCACGAUGGUAUCUUGGAUGAGGUUCUUAACGAGCGGCAGCCGCUGCUGCACGAGCACGAAGCUGCGGAGAAUUUGGACAAUGAAUCUCAGGAGACCCCCUCCUCUAUUGCUAAAGGAGCAGAAUCUUCCUUAGAUGUCAUCAAACGUCGCAGUCCCAUCAGAAGGUAUAUUUUUAAUGCGCUGGUCGUCAUUACCGUGGUCCUUGGUGGUUUCCUUGCGUGGUAUGUAUCAUACAGUCGCAACUACGGCUCAGAGCCAGUGGAACCCGAUCUAAACAUGAAUUUGCUAGCUCAAAUCUUUGGUUACCUAUCUGCAGUUCUCUACUUGGGCUCCCGUGUGCCUCAAAUUCUAUUGAAUUUCAAGCGCAAGUCUUGUGAAGGUAUCUCCUUCCUCUUCUUUCUGUUCGCAUGCCUAGGCAACACCACAUUCAUCAUAUCUGUGUUGAGCAUCUCAUUGCAGCCCCGCUACCUACUUGUUAACGCAUCUUGGUUACUGGGGAGUAUCGGUACUUUAUUAAUGGACCUACUUAUCUUCGGACAAUUCUUCAUCUACGGGGGGGCUAAUGAAAAGGAGGCCGCCACGCGGAUCACGCAUGAUACAUUCGAAGAUGCGGCUACUUAA
This is a messenger RNA of Eremothecium gossypii ATCC 10895, 948 nucleotides long. RefSeq names its product cationic amino acid transporter (gene YPQ1). The record is from RefSeq and is marked provisional. Gene Ontology annotation, cellular component: fungal-type vacuole membrane. Lineage: Eukaryota; Fungi; Ascomycota; Saccharomycetes; Saccharomycetales; Saccharomycetaceae. The transcript has a single exon. Gene Ontology annotation, biological process: basic amino acid transmembrane export from vacuole. The coding region runs from base 1 to 948 and encodes 315 amino acids.